This is a messenger RNA of Sphaerodactylus townsendi, 1567 nucleotides long. Its product is annotated as olfactory receptor 1509-like. The record is from RefSeq and is a predicted model, not a curated record. Gene Ontology annotation, cellular component: membrane. NCBI's taxonomy places the organism in Eukaryota, Metazoa, Chordata, Lepidosauria, Squamata, Sphaerodactylidae. The coding region runs from base 4 to 939 and encodes 311 amino acids. Gene Ontology annotation, molecular function: G protein-coupled receptor activity; olfactory receptor activity. The transcript has a single exon. Gene Ontology annotation, biological process: G protein-coupled receptor signaling pathway.
UUAAUGGAUGGGCUGAAUCACACCCAGGUGACUCAUUUUGUGUUCUUGGGUCUGACGAAGAACCACAGGCUCGAGCUGACUUUGUUUGUCAUCUUCUGCAUUAUGUAUCUGCUCAUCCUAGCAGGCAACCUGCUCAUCAUGGUCACGGUGGCUUCCGACCGCCGCCUCCACACCCCCAUGUACUUCUUCUUGGGCAACCUCUCCUUCAUCGACAUCUGCCACUCCUCGGUCACGGCCCCCAAGAUGCUCUCGGAUUUCCUGUCCCUCCAGAAGACCAUCUCCUUCAACGGCUGCAUGGCCCAGCUCUUCUUCCUCCACCUCUGCGCCUGCGCGGAGAUCUUCCUCCUCACCGUCAUGGCCUACGAUCGCUACGUAGCGAUCUGCCACCCGCUACAAUACAUGUCGCAUAUGAGUCUGAAGGUUUGCGCCUGGCUGGUGGGCGCCCUCUGGGUGGGGGCGACGGUCCACUCGGUGGUGCAGACGGUCCUCACGAUUCAGCUCCCGUAUUGCGGGCCGAACGUUAUAGACAGUUUUUUCUGUGACGUUCCUCCAGUCAUCAAGUUGGCCUGCACUGAUACGUACUUGACAGGGGUUCUCAUCGUGUCCAACAGUGGCUUGAUUUCGCUGGCCUGUUUCUUGGCCUUACUGGUUUCCUAUAUAAUAAUCCUGGUGUCACUAAGAGGCCGGACCGCCGAGGGGCGACGCAAGGCUCUCUCCACCUGUGCAGCACACUUGCUUGUCAUGGCUCUGUUUCUAGGGCCGUGUAUCUUUCUCUACACCCGCCCUGCCGGCAGCUUAUCAGCGGAUAAAGUGGUGGCAGUUUUCUACACGGUGGUGACUCCCGUGCUAAACCCAAUGAUUUACACUCUGAGGAAUGCAGAGGUGAAGAAUUCCAUGAAGAAGCUGAGAGACCGGAUGGUCUUUUCCUUGGGGGUGUAAACAGAAGUAUUUUUCAUACAGGACUCAGGCCCCGUCCACACAUGCAGAAUAAAUCACUUUCAAUCCACUUUCAAUGCACUUUGAAGCUGGAUUUUACUGUGCGGAAGAGCAAAAUCCACCUGCAAAUAAUUGUGAAAGUGGAUUGGAAGUGCAUUAUUCUGCAUGUGCGGAAGGGGCCGGGCAUAUGGUGAGAAGGAAUCUAACCCAGGAGGGACAUCAACGCAGUGUGUUCCAAUACUGAAAGAUUGUACCUACUACAAGGUGAGAAUUUGGCUUUCAGAGACACUAGGCCAACUCUGAAGGUGUGUUUAUUGGAAGCAAUAGCAACAACAAACUUUUCAUUUCAAAAGACAACAGAACAAAAUAAAACCAACAAAAUCCUAUAACAUUGUACUUCGUGUAGAAGCAGAAGUCUUUACAAAGUAAGUUAAUAAAGCUGUCUGACUAGACAGGUAGCAACCCAAAAAAUGGGUUGUUUUGGUCAAGCCACCAAAACUAUGGUCCUCUCUCCUCAGGAAGAUUCAUCUUUCUCCUUUUAUCAGUAUCUUCCACAAGUGGAUGAAGGCUUUUUCAUAUACUUGGUAUGCCCCCAAUAACAGUUACUGCCCCUUCCCCCUGGUUCUUGUGU